Ananas comosus (pineapple) is the source of this 2732-nucleotide messenger RNA. RefSeq names its product protein VASCULAR ASSOCIATED DEATH 1, chloroplastic. The coding region runs from base 159 to 2060 and encodes 633 amino acids. The record is from RefSeq and is a predicted model, not a curated record. Gene Ontology annotation, biological process: negative regulation of programmed cell death. The transcript has 18 exons. Lineage: Eukaryota; Viridiplantae; Streptophyta; Magnoliopsida; Poales; Bromeliaceae.
UCCCCAGUGUGUCCGCAUCGCGAGAGCACAGAACAAAACCCACCGCACUAUUUAAACACACCCCAACAACCGUAGAUCGCAUCACCCAUCCCCGUCCCCGUCCCCGUCCCCGUCCCCGUCCUCGCGAUCCAAACCCUAGCGGUUUGGAUCUCGAUCCAAUGGCCAUGGCCUCGCCGGCGAGGGAGAAGACGGAGGCGCUGGUGGAGUCGCCGCUCCGCUACUCGCCUCCCAGGGCGGCGAAACCCGACGCCGACGCCGCGUCCGAGGGCUCCUCCGUCUACUCCGGCGACGCCUCUGAUCGCAGGGAUGUGGAUAUCUUGGCUCUAGGGUUCUCGAAUCGAAGCGAAGAGUAUCGUUUUCUCUUUCGCCUCCCCACUGAUGAGGUCCUUGUUCAAGACUUCAACUGCGCUCUCCAAGAAAAUAUCCUUCUUCAGGGUCAUAUGUAUUUGUUUAUUCAUCACAUCUGCUUCUACUCGAACAUUUUUGGGUUUGAGACAAAGAAAACAAUUCCUUUUAAUGAAGUCAGUUGUGUCCGUAAAGCAAAGACAGCUGCAAUUUUUCCUAAUGCCAUAGAAAUUGUUGCUGGAGGGAAGAAGCACUUUUUUGGAUCUUUCUUGUCACGUGAUGAAGCUUAUCGUCUCAUAGUGGAUAAUUGGUCGCAACAUGGCAGUAAUGCUAGAAACUUCCUUGAUCGCCAGGAAUCAAAGUUGGACGGAAGCAGUCAAGAGUCUCUUGAAAAUGCAAGUAUAUUAUUGGAAGGAGCAAAAGAAUCUAAACAACUUGAGGAUGCUCCAUCAUCCUCAUACAGGUAUAAGGAUGCAGAUAUUUCCGAAUGUAAAUCUCUGGCAGAUGGUAAUAGUGACAGCGAUGUAAGCAAAAAGGUUGUGGAAGUCCUGGAGAAUGGGAAGGAAGAAACUACUGAAGGCUCAUCUCCUCUAAGUCCUGCCACUUGGCGGCUUGAAGAUAGUGAUGUUCCUGAUGUGCCUGAGUGUUUCACGUUGGUUGCAGAGGCAAAGUUUCCGGUCCGCAUGGAAGAUUUCUUUAAUCUAUUUCUCUCUGAUGAGUCUGUUAACUUUCUUGAUGACUACCACAAAAGAUGCGGCGACAAAGAAUUUCGCUGCACUCCAUGGCGUCAGGACGAGCAGUUUGGAUAUGUUCGUGAUGUAUCAUUUCUGCAUCCAAUUAAAAUAUAUCUUGGUGCAAAAUUUGGUAACUGUCAGGAGCUUCAGAAAUGUCAUGUGUAUAGGAACAGCCACAUUGUAAUCGUGACAUCUCAGCAAAUUAGCGACGCGCCUUAUUCUGAUCACUUUUGUGUUGAGGGGAUAUGGGAUGUUGAGCAGAUUGAGCAAAAUUGUUGCGCUCUCAGGGUCUAUUCGAAUGUGGCAUUCUCCAAGAAAACUAUUUUUAAAGGAAAAAUAGAGCAGUCAACAAAAGAUGAAUGCCGGGAAGUUUAUGCAAUUUGGAUCAAGAUUGCUCAUGAAGUAUUGAAGAAGAAGAACAUAGGUGAAACAAAAGGAUCUAUUAAUCAGAACAGAGUAACCACAUAUAGCACUGCUGAGUCAGGAAGUCUUUCGAAGGUUGAAAGAUCUCCAGAGAAGAUAUAUCCUUCGGUGAACCCUUCAUGCAUUUCUAAUGAUGUUCCUGAUGCAAAGAAUGGGGUUCCAUCUACCGACAAGCAAGUGCAAGAGAAUCUGGGAUUCUUUUCAUAUAUAGCAUCCAUUGUGGGAGAAAUAUGGGCCAGAUAUCUUUCCUCUUCCAAAGCAAGUCACGGUCCUCUGAUUUUAGUAACAGCUUUUUUUGCACUCCUUAUUCUAAUGCAGAUAAGCAUUAUUAUCCUGCUGAUUAGAUCCCCUAAAGUCCACCUCGUUACACAUGGGAAUCAUAUGAGCAAUCUUGGUAAUUACGAUAGUCCAGAGAGCAUAGUCUGGUUGGAGAAGCGAUUUAAAUUCCUGAAAGAGGAAAUGCACUUGCUAGAGACUCAUAUGGAGAGAGUUCAGUUUGAGUAUGCUUGGUUGAAGGCACACCUGGAAAACUUGGAGAGGCUGAAGGCAAACUCAUGACUAUAGCCAAAUCCUUGAAUUGGUUAAAAACCAUUGCAAGGAAGAAACAUUGGACACGUCCUCACUAUUAGAGGAUGAGCCACAUCAAGAGGUUUGUUCACAGGGACCAGCCAAUGUUAUCAUACAGCUCGUGAGGUAAUUUCUUUUGUGUAUGGUAUAGUGUAUCUAAAGUAACUAGAGGUUCAAUAGAAUGGGUUUCAAUGCAUGUACAGGUAUCAUGAUAUUAGCUCUUUAAGUUGUGUCAUUUAUUUGUCCUACUGAAUUAGAAGUCUAAAAGUUAAUCUACACAAGAGGAAUAGGGGAUGUAUUAUGUGCGCAAAGUGUUAAUCCAGCUACUAACACACAAACUGAGGGUCCAGUAAGUUACACCGGAUGCUGGCUGUGCAGACUUUAAACUCGUAAAAACACAACAAUGAUUAACCUUCUAAUGGCUAAUACAGAUUAUGUGCAUCAACGUUUCAGAGGAACUCUCUUCAUGUAGGGCUUAAAAAGUUUUUUAGGGAUGUACUCAGAUAACAGAGUUGUUAGAAAGAUCUGCUUUGUUACUAUUCCCUUGAAAAACAUAAAAGAGCAUUCCCCGUUGCAAUUAAGCCUUUUCAAUCUUAAUGUGGGAUCGUCUGUAUUUUCAGAUUUAUUUUUAGAAAAUUGUACUUAAUAGUUGGUGCUCCUAAA